Prunus dulcis (almond) is the source of this 1031-nucleotide messenger RNA. RefSeq lists its product as uncharacterized. Bases 103 to 798 code for a protein of 231 amino acids. The record is from RefSeq and is a predicted model, not a curated record. The transcript is spliced from 3 exons. Lineage: Eukaryota; Viridiplantae; Streptophyta; Magnoliopsida; Rosales; Rosaceae.
CUUCUUCUCCCUUCUUCAGUAUCCCAAAUCUUCUUUCCUAUAGCCUUUUCUUUUUGUGUUUGAUUUGUAUCUGUGUAUUUGUAAAAGAAAAUUUCACAAACAAUGGAGCUUGAGCUUCAAGGUCAACCCGGUUCCAGUGGAUUGGGCUCCAGCGGAUCGCAUGUGGUUAGCAUCCAUGAUGAGGAGCUGCCCAGGCACACCCGAUUUCUUAGCCCAUCUCCUUCUGUGGACUACAAUGCCUACUACAAGCUAAGGCCACCAGAGGUGCCAAAGGAUGUGAACAAGGACAUCAUGUCUAGCUUACAAAAACAAGUAGAUGACUAUGACAAUCCAAAACAAAAACAAGAAGACAACCAUAACAAGCCAAAGCUCAGGACAAAGUUUACUUAUUCAGAGAAGUGGAUCUUUUUCCUCAUUAGCCUUGGGCUAGAGACUAUUUCAGCUUCUUUUGAUCAGCUUUCGUCCCCAAGUAAGCCCCACUAUGCACUAUAUGGUAUGUUGUUGGCUAUUGCGGCCGUACUCAUUUGCAUCUGUGAGCUCAUUCACAAGGGUUACAGAGAAAGAGUUGAAUUCAAGAGCUGGGGAAGGAUAUGGUGGUAUUAUCAUCCAUAUCCACCAAACAGGCUUUUUGGUAAUUUUCCUGACAUUUGUGGGCUAGUUCUUGCCAUCGCUCAAAGCAUUUGCUCUGGGGUUCAGUAUGAUUACCUCCAUCGACAUGCUAAUAAUCCUAUCAAACUAUCCAUUUUGCCUUUCAUGUUUCUUUUAUCUUUGGGUAUUUCGAGAUGUUGUAAAGAUUAGCAAAAUAAGGGAAAGAUCAUUGUAUUGAGGUACUUAGUAUUAAUAUAUGUAUUUGGUGUGAUGUUGGCUAUUGCUGCUGUACUGACUUGCAUCUGGGAGACAAAGACCCCAGCAAAGGCUAUUUGGUGAUGUUCUUGACAUUUUUGGAUUACUUGGUGCCAUCUCUCGGUGUCUGCGCUCGACAGUUCAGUAUGUUUACUUCAUUCGGCAUCAUCAAAAUCCUCUCAAAGCCU